GGCUUCUCAUAAACUUGGACGCGUCCUGCUAAACGAUGACCAAACGGCACGAAGGAGCACGAGCGAGCCAUCGUGUCGCGUCAAAGCACGCUGGAUAGGCUGGCUUUCCUCCUCCCUUUCUUUCUUUCUUUUUUUUUUUUUUUUUUUGGGGGACUUAACUUAAGAGACAGAGAGAGAGAGAAAGAGAGAGAGAAGGAAAGUCCAGACUGCGGUAGCAACACCUCAGAGAGAGAGAGAGAGAGAGGGAAGAAGAUCUUGUACAAGCUCCCCAAGCUCUCCAGUAUUCCCAGGAGGAAUAUUCCCUGUCGCGCGGUAAAGAUUCCAGAAUUCCUGGGAAUGAUCACGCGGAGAAGAAGCGCGUCCCGGGACAUGAUCGUCUUAUUGUUUUUCAUGCUGCGCGCUCCCGGCGCACACUGCGCGCUCCCUUCCACCCCGAUGGCUAGCGUGCAUCCUCAGGACCCGGCUCUUCGGAUCGGCGCCAGCUUGACCGCCACGUGUUCUGUCGGCACGGACCACGGCCUGCACGCCGGCUCGCUCUACUGGACGCUGAACGGCCGACGGCUUCCCAGCAACACCUACAGCGUGCUCAGCCCCAGCGUCCUCAGCGUCACGCUGAGCAACCUGAGCGGCUCGCGUCAGCGCUCGGGCGACAAUCUGGUGUGUCACAGCGGCGGGGGGCACGUGCUCGCCGGGUCCUGUCUCUACGUGGGCAUGCCGCCUGAGAAACCCGUGAACCUUACGUGUUGGUCGAGAAACACAAAAGAUCUCACCUGCAAAUGGGCUCCUGGGGGUCAGGGGGAGACCUUCAUCAAGACCAAAUACACACUCAAAUACAAGCUGAAAUGGUACGGCCAGGAGAAAGAGUGCGACGACUACAGCGGCGGGCAGCCGUACACGUGCUACAUCCCGCGCGACCUCGCCCUCUUCACGCCCUAUGAGAUCUGGGUGGAGGCCUCCAACCAGCUCGGGAGCGCCACCUCAGACGUCAUCAACCUAGAUAUCCUGGAUGUGGUGACGACGGAUCCUCCGGCCGAUGUGCACGUGAGCCGCGUGGGCGAUCUGGAUGAUCAGCUGACCGUACGCUGGGGAACACCGCCUGCCCUCAAAGACUAUCUCUUCCAGGCCAAGUACCAGAUCCGCUACAGGCUUGAAGACAGCACCGAUUGGAAGGUGGUGGAUGACAUGGGGAACCAGACGUCCUGCAGGUUGGCAGGGCUCAGGCCGGGGACCGUAUACUUCGUCCAGGUGCGCUGUAACCCAGUGGGCAUCCUGGGAUCGAGGAAGGCGGGUAUCUGGAGCGACUGGAGUCAUCCGACGGCAGCGUCCACGCCACACAGUGAGCGCUCAAUGGCAGGGUCGUGCGACUCCAAAGCGGCCCGGCAGAACUCGACACUGCGUCAGGACCUGAAGCAGUUCUUCAGCUGGGUGCGCAAGCGUGUUUCCGACUGCAGCGCCAUGAGUAUCAAACAAUACGACCAGUGGCGCGUCUGGCUGCAAAAGUCUCACAAAACCCGAAACCAGGUUCUUCAAGGAGAUAAAUCGUAGCAACGUCACCCCCUGGCUGCUGGAAUAUUGGACAAGAUGGGGGAUGGUGUGGGGUGGAUGGGGGGACAGCUAGCUUUCUUUUUCUUGCCACGCUAGCUGUGAGUCCUGCUGCAGAAAGACUUGAGAAGGAACAACCUGAGAUUUCAAAUCCACUGGACACUUCAUUAAAAAAAAAGUGCCUCUUUUUGGUCCAUACAGGAAACCAGCCAUUUUUUUUAAAUGUUGAUUGAUACCCAUGACAGAUAUGGAGGAUACCUUGGGCUGGGAUUUGCACAUUUUGUUCCGAGGAUGACGUCACAUGAUCGUGCUUUCAUUUCUGUGAUAUUAUUACAUCACAGAAGGCUGCAAUAUGUAAAUGAGCCCCUCUAACUAGUGCCUUAAUGUUUUAUGAUGUGUAUAUUGUGUGCUAAACGCUCCAGAUUUGAGAUUUGAUCGCAGGAUUCACACGAACCAACUUUUUCCGAGUAGCCAAAUCGUAAUGACAUAUCAACAAGCAGAAUAUGUCUGAAUACACAUUUUUUUUGUGUGUUUUUUGGUAGUCUUCAUGAGUGUCCACUCUUACCAAAGAUACCUGUACACUAGGUGUGGGUGAUAUAGCAGGAAUAUUACACCAUGAUAUUUAAAGAUAUUUUUCACAUUACACUCUGAACCAUAAAAUUCCACCUCUUGAACAUUUUUUUUUUUACAUAGAAAGGUGAAUAUAGUGUAGCUUUAAAGGUUUAAAUUUUCUAAAAGGUGAUUUUGGUUCAAUUAUUUACCUUAAAUCUUUUUUUAAAGGUACACUUUAUCCACAUUUCCAGCUGAAAGAUACAUAUAUGCAUUUGUAAGUAGUGCCAAAAAAGGAAAAAGUGCAAAAAUGUAAAAAAAAAAAAAAUUGGUACAAAAAUUGAAAUUUAACAUCCAGUCAGCUACUUGUUACUAUGUAACUGCUGACGAUAUUCCAGAAAAUGAUGUUUCGUGAUAUUAUCUCGUAUCAUCCAGCCCUAUGAUCAGUCAUUCAUGAGCGUUCCAGUUCUAUGCAGUCGUUUAUGUGCAUUUUGACAGGAAUACCUCACAGGUUGUAAUAUGCAGAUGACCUCAUUCAUCUAAGUUUUAAUAAGUUAAAAAAUAUAUAUAUUUUUCAGCCAAUUUUUUUUACUGAUGGUUCUUUUAAAAUUUCUAAUAUCACAAUCUCAGUAUAUAGCAAUAAAAAUCAGUGUAGUAUUUUGUCCAUAUUGUGCAACCCAACUCACAACAAUCUUGGAAAAAAUAUUUCCAAGAUUGGAAAUAUAUAAAUAUAUAUAUUUUUUAAAUAGAAUUCAUUUAUUGAAUUUUAUGUUUUGUGUUGAUGCUUAAACCCCACACACACACACAUGAACCAUCUGGUGUCACCUUUCUGGACUAAAAGAGAAAAGAAAUUUCUCUUGUAAAAAUUCGACCGUUAAAACAUUUCUACUUCUAUCGCAGCGGGACUCAAGAUAAACAGCGCAACAUCGCAAAGUUUGCGUUCGCAAGAUGCAGAAGCCGGGACUGACUGGGUCACCAUUCUGUUUAUUCAGCGGUGGAUUAAUCCUCUCACUCUUUUUGCCGUCAUGGCUGGAAUUCCAAAAAAAAAAAAAAACAAAAAACUGCAAUCGAACUCUGCGGGACUGUUAGUAAAUAAUUGUAUGUAUGUUUGUACAAUUGUACUGCUUUUUAUUUUUGUACUGAAUUGUAUCAGCGUAUUUAAAAAAAGUGUAAAGUUUCUGGCUCUUAAGUUAUAAGUAGGUAGUUUGUAAUAUGACUGAAUUAUUAAACUGUAAUAUUGAACAUCA
Messenger RNA from Pangasianodon hypophthalmus (striped catfish), 3338 nucleotides. RefSeq names its product cytokine receptor-like factor 1a (gene crlf1a). NCBI's taxonomy places the organism in Eukaryota, Metazoa, Chordata, Actinopteri, Siluriformes, Pangasiidae. Gene Ontology annotation, cellular component: external side of plasma membrane. Gene Ontology annotation, molecular function: cytokine receptor activity; protein binding. The coding region runs from base 337 to 1545 and encodes 402 amino acids. The record is from RefSeq and is a predicted model, not a curated record. Gene Ontology annotation, biological process: cytokine-mediated signaling pathway. The transcript has 8 exons.